AUGAUGAUGAUUACCGGCAUUUUGAGAGCUGUGGAUGUUCCUCCAAAGGAAGCGCAAGCAAUCUAUCUUCCAACCACUGCUGGAACAUUUCGACGUGGUCCUACUAUCCAAAAUGACAAAAGUGGACAAUUUUUCACGGUGACCGGACAGUGUGGAAAAAUGUUCCUUAAGACUACAGAUAUCGGACACGAUGCAUCGCAAAUCUCUCAGAGUGUUGACUUAUCCUUGGAAUGCUAUCCACAUCCACAGAGAGUUGUGAUUCAAGAUGACGCUAGCAUAACUGUUGUCAGUCCUGGCCCAAACAAGGUUGAAGCUAAUAAAUGCCAAGGACUUCAGAAUUGUGGCGAUAAGCCGAACAUUCAAUCAGUUCCCUUUGUGAUAGGCAAAGCCAAUAUGCCAACAUCUAUUGAGAAAAGUCUGAAUGACGAGUUCAAUGUCUGUCCUGCCUCUGCCACUAGCAACUUUUUGUUCACCAACGAAAUGGGAUGCCAGAAUCCAUCCGGCGGAAUUCCUGACCAUCUAAAUCCUUCCAGCACAGGAACAUACCGCACGUUCCCAAGAUGGAAAACGAAUGAGGAUGGAUUCUUUGACCUUCUUCGUCCGUUUAUGUAUCAAGGAAAAGGACAGAAAAAAGAGCAAUUAUUCGAGCGGACCAACUCUUUUCUCACUUUCAAAAACGGCGACGAUCUGAAGGCAAGUCAUAAAUGGCAUUCGUGUAAGGGUCUUUGUGAUCGUGGAAACAUCAUCAAAUACCAUAUGAAACAAGCAUCCUGGAAGACUACAAUCUACUUGACAGGAGGGUCGAAAGGAUUCAAAAUGAACAAUNAACCUGAGGAUCAUAAUAACGAUGAUGUCGCACCAAAGUGUCGUGAGAAGUUCGAAUUGUACCGUGGAAUGUACAAACGUUAUGGCUGCGAUGCUUCUGGAACAACUGGAGGAAUCACUGGAGUUGGCUUCGGGAACACGACAACUGGAGCGAUUACUGUAGGUGGAACCACUGGAGGCGGAGGUACAACAGCCGGAACAACUGGAACUACCGGAACUAACAGUGGAAUGACUACUAAAGGAACCACAUCGGGUGGGACCAGGGGAAGUAUGACGUCAACUAGUGGAGCCAGCACAAUUGCAAUGUGA
Caenorhabditis briggsae is the source of this 1134-nucleotide messenger RNA. The transcript is spliced from 5 exons. The coding region runs from base 1 to 1134 and encodes 377 amino acids. NCBI's taxonomy places the organism in Eukaryota, Metazoa, Nematoda, Chromadorea, Rhabditida, Rhabditidae. The record is from RefSeq and is a predicted model, not a curated record.